AUGGACAUUGAUAACAGACCUACAACCGAAUCGGACACUUCGGGCCAAUCCCCGACUGGAACCAAUACCGCGAGGAUGUCUUACUAUCAGGGUCCUCUGCAUCCUCAGAUAAACCCUACACCUUUUCUGACACUCGAAGAGGCAGAAGAUGCUAAACAUAAAACCAGAUUCAUUGAUCGCAUCUUACAGAAAGAGAAUCACAAGACCAAAUGGAACAUGACAAGAGAUCACAUGUCAGCCAUAAUCGCCAACCCCAACCUGAUCACCUGGGAUGACAACGACACCGAAGGCCGCGUAAUCAUUCAGGCUCUCGACAAGCUUCUCGAUCUAUCAGAGGUGCACUUGAACAAAGGCGCUAGAGGCAGACAGAGUGGCGACAAAAAGGAGAAGGAGGAUAAAGCAUCAAGAGACAAAAAUGCGAUAAAGAACGCUUCGACGCGCGACAACCACUCUUGUGUAAUUAUGGGCACAGCGAAUCCUGAAAUGGCCUAUUUAUUUCCGCUCGCGGCGACAAGCAUAAACGCCGCGGUGAAAAGGACCCUGGGGUGCUUUGGCGCUCUGAAGACACUCAUGGACACAGACUUCCAUGACACAUAUCGUCCUCGGGCCAGCCAAUUGAAGGGCUUCGAGGGGCCAGGAAACCUCAUUGCGAUCAACAAACAACAGCACACGUGGUUCGAUAGAGCAUUCUGGGCGUUUGAGCCCCUAGAGCCCGAUGAUGAAGAACCCUGUGUAGUAACUCUUAAGUCGCACUGGUUGCCUGCCUGUCGAACUCGACAUCCAGAGUAUGCGGUCCUGGACGACUCCUUCAACGACUCCAUCAAUCGUUUCCUCAGGGAGCUAACCCAAGCUCACGAUGAAGGCUUGAAGCCUCGCCGCCUCAAGGUUGGUACUGGAGUCUUACGGGCACACCUGAAAACCGGUGAAGAGGUACGCAGCGGCCAUUUGUUCAAGAUCCAACAUGGUUCUGUAGAGAACGCGCAGUAUUGCAGAGAUAUGGCUCUUGUACAUUGGAGGUUGGUGAGAAUGUCAGUGUUCCGAGGAAUAACGGAAAUAGAGGGGCCUCUCCCUGUCGGCGAUGUUGGCCAUGACGACCUUGACGACCAUGACGGCACCCCGUCCAAAGGGAAAGGGAAGGCUCCAGAUCAACGACAGGGUCGGCCCAGCACAGGCGAGGACUCGUCGCCAAAGCGGCUUCGCCGGACCGCAUCGUCUUCCUCAACAGCAAGGCUCAGCAGCAUCUAG
This is a messenger RNA of Fusarium venenatum, 1245 nucleotides long. RefSeq lists its product as uncharacterized. Lineage: Eukaryota; Fungi; Ascomycota; Sordariomycetes; Hypocreales; Nectriaceae. The record is from RefSeq and is a predicted model, not a curated record.